CAAAAGACUAAAUUGUGUUAAACACUUGGUUUAUAAUUCCAAACCCUUACUCUGAAUUAUUUGCUUGGUAAAUCUAUAAAUGGCUUAUCUGGGAAAAGCCCGUUAUUUUCCCAGACAGAUCUAAGGGUGCGAUUGGUACGGACAGGAAAACUGCUUGCUCAUCCCAUAUCAGCAGGAGUGCAUGAGUCAGCGCUGGCUCUGUUCCACCCAGAGUUGUUGCGACAUAGCCUACACACACAAGCACACACUCCCUCUUUCUCCCCCUCCCUCCCACAUACUCACACACAGGCCAUAUGACUGAGUCAAGCUCGGAUUUUAGUUUGUAGCAGAGUUGUGAUAAGACUUUCUGAGAACCGUAGCCCGGUCUGACGGCAUUCCAUUUAGAAAUAACCAUGUGUGCUCAGAAGAUGGGACUUUCUUUAACACUUCUCUAAGAAAGCUGGAUAUAUAAAGGCAGCAUUGAAAGAUGUCUGUGAUGGCUGCUCCACGGUCGUCUGUGUUUACAUUUGAGUCUGCGGUGCAUUCCUCCCAUGUGCUGAGCCGCCUGGACGAGCAGCGUCGCCGGGACACGUUGUGUGAUGUUACCGUGGUGGUGGAGGGCCACAGUUUGAGAGCCCACCGCUCAGUGCUCGCUUCCUGUAGCGAGUACUUCUCACACAGGAUUUCCUCCCUCACACAGCAUGGAGCUGUCAUCAGUCUACCACAAGAGGUGACAGUUGCUGGCUUUGAACCUUUGCUGAAUUUUGCCUACACAUCCAAACUUCUCUUCGGGAAAAACGAUGUCUUAGAAAUACGCAAUUCAGCUUCCUUUCUUGGUUUCAGAGACCUAGACGAGUCAUGCUUUGAUUUCCUCCUCCCCAAGUUCUUCUCCAGUAAUGACUCUGCCCCUUUCCCGAGAAAGACCUGUUGUAAGAAGAUAUGUAAGAGACAAUUAUUAAAGGAAGACAUUGACUCUGACCGUGUUUUGUUGAAUGAGAAAGAAGUAGAACCAGUUGAUGACUCACUAUGUACGCAGGAAGUGGCUUGGCACUGUAACAAAUCAGUGAACAACAAAAUGGGAAGUCUGAACAAAGCAAGCACUCUUCCACCUGAAGCUGAAGGGACCAACAUUGAAUAUACGCAAUGUCCAAAGUAUCGCAAGUUCCAGCUAGCUUGUUGUAAGGAAAGUUGUGUCACAGAUAAAAGUCUGAACAAUCCUGCAACAGUUAUCAGGGACACCUGGGACCUCUCCUGCUCGCCCCCCUCCAGCAGUGCUAAGAGCAAAAAAGAAGCUGAUGUUGAAUUCCCUCAUAUUUCCACCUCAAAUUCCACCACACAGAGCGAAGGAGGGGCUGAUGAGCCAUGGAAAAAUGACAAGAAAACAGAGAAUGGUGGGGAGGUUGAUGUGAUUGAGAAAGACACACAUGAAAGGCAACACAAAUGGAUUAAGAAGGAGAGAGAGAUGAAUGUGGGGGAAGAGAUCAGCUCUUCAGACAGAUCCACUGUCAAGGAAGUCUCUUCAGGGUCAAGCACAUCGCUGGGCGAGAGGUCAUCAGGGUUUAUAUUGAACCAUUGCCCCCUGAAGACCUUUGUUGAAGCCCCUGCAAUCACUCUGUCACAGGGGUUUGUCGUGGACAUUACAGAGGGCAAGAAAACAAAUAACUCUGGUGCACUGCCGCCAGUAUCCAUUUCCCAUAAGGCAGAGGAACAGGUUGAAGCUGAGGUAAAAAUGGCAGACGAUGAGAUAGAUUUGGGCUGGCAAGACAGAGGCAGGAUGGAGAGAGUGACCCUAUCAGUAGAUAAUGCCAGAGAAAGGAGCACAGAGGAAAGGGAGAUGGCCGAGCACCUGGCGAGGAGGCUGGGGUCCGACGUGGAGCCUGAUGCAGGAAGUUCCUCCGAUACAGGGAGCGGACAGGCACAGAGCAAGUCUUUAGAGUGGAGUAAGUGCCACAACAUCAGCUCCACAAGCACCAGCUGUCCCUUUUUCCAGGAUCUGGAGCAAGGCAGGUGUGUAUGGAAGGGAGCAGAGCUGUCUGAGUGCGAGGGGGGCUCUCAGUCAGGUGUGUCAUCCUUCAACUCGGGGGAGGAUGGAGAGUGGGAGACGGAGACAGAAGGAGACAGUGAGGCCUACGCAAGAGAGCGGGCCAGACAGGUGCAGUUGCCAUUCUCUGUAGAGUGGAUUGUUGAUCUGAGCAGAAAUGACUUCCAGCAGCUGCUGAAGCAACAGGUCUUUACCCGAGAACAGCUGGAGUUUGUCCACGAUAUGAGACGCCGCAGCAAAAACCGCCUCGCAGCUCAGCGUUGCCGCAAGAGGAAACUAGACUGCAUAUAUAAUCUGCAGUGUGAAAUCAACAAACUGAAGACAGAGAGGGAGACACUGAUGACGGAGAAGAGCCAUCUGAGCCAGAUGAAGUCCAAAGCGUGUCACAAUGUCUCUGCAUUAUGCCAGAGGGUCUGCAACGAAGCCAACCUGCAGCCGGAGCAGCUCCAGGUGUUGGCCAAAUACAGUUCCCCGGACUGCCCUCUGUCCUCUCUCUCUACUCACAUGGACCCUCUCUUCUCACAGCCUGGGCUGCUCCUCCAGCCUCAUGCUGUACGGUCAGAUUGUCUUGUUGGCCACGAUGAGUAUAUGGCGUCUGAUGAGGCUUCCAGCUCCAGAAAGGAUACACUCACCAGAGAUGAUCAUCAUUCGCUUUAGAUACAGCAAAAACCAAUAGGGUUGAUUAUGAUGUCAAACUAAUGAUUCAAUGAUUCCCUACCUAUCUAAAGACUUGACUGCAGACUUUGGACUGAGGACAGGCUGUUUUAUAACGCAGUGGCAUACUUUUGAUACAUUUAUAUUGAGUGGUUGCAAUCAACGAACAUUGUAAUUAACUCCUGCUACCCUUUUUUUAAUUGAAAACACAAGUGUUUAAUUGUGAGGUCAGGAAUGCAUUCCAGGUGUCCAAAACUAUUCAUUUUACUUUGACACCAAUGAUAAGUCUGAUUACAUGUAGAGCAAAUGUUUCACCCUUGGCAAACCGCUUAUCAGACUUUGUUUUCCGGUGAAAGCUGAUCGGUACCUGCUCACAAAUAAACCCAGCCAGGGUGCAAGUUGAGAAUGUUAACAUUUUAGCACUAAGACACUAAUCAUAAUGAAAGGAAACAAUGGUCUCUAUAUUUAUAGUGGGCUUCAUUGCUUCAUAUCUCAGGAAAUUGCACUUCAUCCUUAUACAUAAUUAAUUUCCUUUCUUAAAACUCUAAAGUGUUUUAUACAGGCUCUCAGGUGUUAAUAGGAAAACUCAGCAACAAUACCUCUUGCACACAGUGUGGGUUAGGCCCUCUCCGUGGAGAGAGCAACACACAACAAGAUUUUGCACACAAACCAGACAACUGUCAUUGUGGUUGUCCAACCGCAGUGACAUGGCUCUUUUAGGUUGCUCACAGCAUGGACUCACUAAAACAAACCUUCUAAUGUGCUUAAAUGUGUUUAAAAUGCUGUCUAAAGAAAGUGCAUCUUAGCAGAACUUUUAAAUACGAACAAAAAAACACUUUCAGGAGAAAAGCUGCUUCACUCUGUCUAAUGAAAAUCAUUCCCAUCAUUCUUCCCACAUUUCCAGUUUGUCCUGAAUUGCGGCAGGAUUGUGUGUAACAACCAUUUUUAAAUAACUCUCAAGGUCAAUUUUACGUUUAUAUUUUGUGUCUCAAAGCACAAUUAUUUAUUAUUGUUUUGCAUUCCAUGCAUUACUCAGCGUUUCUGCUGACUUCCACCUAUAACGUUUGACCUAUUUUCUCCCCGCUUAGUAGAUAUUGACACUCAGGAUUAUUUACAGCAAACCAGCUUCACCACUUCCUCAUGAUCUCAUUUCACUGUAUUAUAUGUGCAUAUGUUUAUUUUUGUACUCUUGAUCACACUCAGUGCAUCUAGCCUCAAAAUGAUUUGUGUCUAAUGUGAACUAAUACAGCAAUACAAAAAUUACAUAAAGGGUAUGUGAGGAAAUUCUGACUAACAACAUUAUAUUUUUGAAGACAGUUGGGCGCUGUUAAAUGUCCUCAACAAAAGAAUGUUUUGUUGUGUUGCAUGAUAACGCUGGUGCUUAUUGCCCUCUAGUGGCAGUACUGCUACAGUCAAAAGAUUGUUAAGACUGUUCAUUUAUUUUAAAAGCACAAAAAAGGACUGUAUAUAUCUAAAAGGAUUUUUAUAAACAAAAGUUAAACAAAACCAAUCAACAAUAAAACAGAAAAAUAAACAGUUAAUGGUGUUUGUUAUCAUGCCCAACUUGUGAAGAUGCAGUGUAAUUGAAAAACCAUCUGCAAGGUUAAUGAGAUGUAGAAUCUGUCAGUGUUCAGAGUGAGUGAUGAAUAGCUGAGCUCCUAAGGUCCUCACAGGACUCAUCUUUCAACCUGGACGGAUGUGUUCAUGAUUUAAUACUUCACUUUCAUGUUUUCUGAAUCUCAGUCACUUAGCUUAGUUUCAUCUUUAUUACUUUGAAGUUUUCUCCCUCUUUCUCCCUCUUUCUUCACUCCCCCUCUUUCCCUCUGUCUCUCUCUGGAGGCUAUUUUAAUUAUAGAAGGACUGUUAUUUCAUCUCUCAAUUUUCUUUUAUGGGAGCAAACAUAACGUAAUACUCCUCAGAUGAUUACGAAACUGUACUAAGAUCUGUAAUACACAGCAAUGUUGGUCAUUUUCAGAGGCUAUUAAUGAACUUAUCAUAAGGAGAGAAUGAAAGUAUAACCCAAGGGGGUAAAGGUCACGCAGGUUAACUUUGCCUAAUGGAUUAUGGCACUGGGCAGUGGGAACCGAGGGUCGCUGAGGUCCCAGGGCUUAAAAAUGACAAAAACAGCCCAAUGGAGGAGGUCAUUAGCUUUGGAAAGCAUGAGUUCACGCGCUGUAAUUAAGUUUAAACCAGUCAUCCUCAAGUGGCUGCACUUCACUCAUGGCUGCAUGUGUUUCUACUGCUAAAGCCCUCAGUGUUCAUAGUUGUGUUUUUCCUUUAUAAAUGAGGAAACUUAGGAAUUGUUUAUCAUUUGAACUUCAUUCAAAUGUCACUAUUAUAGCAGCCGUCCUUCCGCCAUGGGGUCAUGGGCAUCGAAGUAAUUGAAAUGAUUUAUUUUUUGAUAUAUUAUUUUUGGGCAGAGAAAUUGGUGUUGUCCUGCAUUUGACAGGACCUUGUCACCAUGUCCUGAGGCCAUGCAUCUUGUUAGCCAAGCUUUCAGUAGAUAUACUAAAACAAUAAAGGAGAGGUUAGCUGAGCCUUCUGCUCAUUCGCCGGCGCCUCUGGAACUCCCUCCCGAUCAGCUGAGAUCUGCCCCUUCCACGAGGUCUUCAAAACCGGCCUUAAGACCCUCUUCUUUCGGCAGGCCUGCCAAUAAACUUUGAGCAUGGUACACCUGGAGUACUGCCAUUUGUAUCGCUAUCUCUGACUUUAAAAAAAAAAAAAAAAUUAUUUUCUUUUUAUUAUUAUUUUUUUAUUAUUAUUACUAUUAUUUGUUUAAUCUCUCAAAUUGUAUCAGUGUCCUUUGUUGUGAAGCACUUCGAGAUUUGUCUUGGCAG
This is a messenger RNA of Gymnodraco acuticeps, 5511 nucleotides long. RefSeq names its product transcription regulator protein BACH2-like. The record is from RefSeq and is a predicted model, not a curated record. Gene Ontology annotation, biological process: regulation of transcription by RNA polymerase II. NCBI's taxonomy places the organism in Eukaryota, Metazoa, Chordata, Actinopteri, Perciformes, Bathydraconidae. The coding region runs from base 467 to 2677 and encodes 736 amino acids. Gene Ontology annotation, molecular function: RNA polymerase II cis-regulatory region sequence-specific DNA binding; protein binding; DNA-binding transcription factor activity, RNA polymerase II-specific. The transcript is spliced from 5 exons.